Bactrocera neohumeralis is the source of this 11575-nucleotide messenger RNA. RefSeq lists its product as uncharacterized. The transcript is spliced from 5 exons. NCBI's taxonomy places the organism in Eukaryota, Metazoa, Arthropoda, Insecta, Diptera, Tephritidae. The coding region runs from base 1413 to 2519 and encodes 368 amino acids. The record is from RefSeq and is a predicted model, not a curated record.
GGCGACAGGCGUUUGGCAAAGGCGUGCGUGCGUGUUUGUUGUGUUCAAGCUUUUAUAACUGUUGUAUAUAUAUAUAUAUGUGUGUAUAUGUGUGCGUUUUGAGUCUCUACUGGUUAUGCUAUUUAUAAGCGCUCAUACGUAUACCAGACGGGCAUGAAAAAUAAAUUUAAGUUAUUGAAAAACAACAACUUUGCCGAAAAGCAGCGGAUAAUGCGGGCGCCGCGUCAAUUGUGAUUUGUGCGCACUCACGUAAAGAACAGCAGAAAUUUAGACGAAUUUCGGAACGGAAUAGUUUAAGUGAAAAUUUUGUGCUUUCGCAAAUAUUACAACAAAAAAGUGGCCGCGGUGUGCUGCGCCUGAAAAUCGCCCUUACUUUUGCCUGUGUAUAUUUAUUUUAUUGGCUUCCGCGUUGCAAAAAGAAACGCACUUGAGAAAUGCGUUUGGCAGGACUCGUCGUUAGUCGCCCGUCGUUGUCGUCGUGCACGUCGUAGCAAUAAAAUCGAUAUUUCCUUGCUGUAUCUUACGGCGAAAGGUGCGCAGCAGCAGCGACGACGUUAGCUGCAGACGCAGCGCCGACAGCGCAGCGCUAACGCUGCACCGCUCGUACACAAAUAACAACAAUUAAACGUAUAACGGUACAAAUGCCAGCUACCAAUUGAAAUUGCAAGCAAGCGACAAACGGCGGCGCCAACAGCGCGCUGCCAGCGCUAACCCUUGCACCCACAUUGGCGCUGUAGCUUGUGCUGCCAGCGUACACAACUGUGUAUAUGCAACGACUACGACUACGACGACGACGACUAGAAAUAUGUCUGCCACAAUGGCGAUAGCAAUGGCGUUGCCGAAGACGAUGUCGUUCUUGACUGCGCAUUCGUUAUUGGCGUAUCCGUGUCUCGUUGAUUCGUGCCGCUCGGCUAUAAACACAAUCACAACCAAUACUAGCAACAGCGCAACAACAACUACAAGUAAUAAUACUACAGCUACUACUACUAUGCUGCCAUACAGUACAUGCGCGCCGUUGUUAUUGUUGUUUUUAUUAUUGUUGCCACCGUCUGCAGUCAUAGCAUAUGCCGUAAAAAAUAUAAACGUGACUCGUACGACAUUGAUGUUGGCGAUGACGACGACGACGUUAGCGGCAGCGGCGUUCUAAAUGCAGCUGCAUGUGUAUAUGAAGUCAUAUAGGCAGCGAGCCAGUCAGCGGACGGCGGAAAGUGUGUGCGCGUUGCAAAAAAAAAAACAUAUAAAGAAAUAAACUAAAUUGUCUGUGGUUCGGCAAGCAGCAUUCGGCGCUGCUAAUUUGACAAAAAAUAAACGCCGCGCUUGGCUGAAGAACGCAACGCGUUAGCGCCUUGUACGCGCCGCAGCAGUCAACAUAUUCGUACAAACACUGAGUUGGUAUUGUGUUAAAAAUAAUAAUGAUAAAGUUUGUUAGGCAAAAGAGUCGCGAGCAUUCAGUUAAAGCAUCAAAAAGUUUUUUUAAGAAAAAGGGCGAGUCGAAUGAUUCCGGUACCGAAUCUGAUGGUGACGUCCUAGAUGUUGACAAGCAUCGCCCUUUAGACUUGGACAUGGAAACCAGCUUAAGCUCCUGCGCCGAUGUGAAUUCGCCAACAACAGACACCGCCUGCUCUUCGUCAGCGUCUUCUGCGAUGAUGUGUCAAUCCCACCUUUUAUACGAUCAACACAGCUCCGAAGAGGAACUGGAAGUGAUCAAUGGCCCAUCAUCGGUAGCAGCCGCCGAAGCGGCAUCCAAUGUAUUGGUGGUGCGUGGCACCACCUCAUCACUCAUAUCGGAGCGUGGCUCGUCGUCGUUGGAGCCCGAAGAGCUAUUCGGCGAAGCAUCGACAUCGAAACGUUCCAGCUCAACUUUGGUUGAGAAUCGCAAACGAUCUCUGGCGCAUAGCUCCGAUGAUGACCAGCUGAGAAACUUCUUGGAACCAGUAUUGACACCAGUGAAUUUUCGCACAUCACCACCAUUGGAAGCUUUCAAGCCAAACCGCAGCCACAAAUAUCGCUCCACAACGCCACUGAUACUAUCGGAGGCGCGUUGCGGCAUCGAAAAUAUUAAAUUAUGUGAUAAUAGUGUUAAUGACGAAAAUGGUGAGGCUGCUGCUGGCGGCGCGUCGUCAUGUGCCGCAACAGCGGCGUCGGGUGCGUCUAGCGGCAAUGCCGCACAGGCCGGCGGUGCAUGCGCUGGCGGCGGCGGCAACGGCACUGGCGACAACAGUUCAACGAGUGUGAUUAAGGUGUGCGCCUCAUCGCUUAAGAUGAGCAAUAGCAGCCAUCAUAUCUAUCAGCCGCAACCCAAAUAUAAUUUCCACUAUAAUAGUUCGCGCAGUAGUCCCGCAUCGACGACCGGUCUCGAUGCGAUGGAGGUGCGCUCGGUUAGUCCACCGGCGAAACUCUUCCAUUCGGCUAGAUCACCACACCGCCGACCGAUACGCACACAGCACGCCACACAGAGGCUACAGCGACCACAUCGGCCGUGUUUAGAUUUUGAUAAAAUGCAGCAAGUAAGUCUCUAAUGCAGCGCCAAAUCAAAGACUUUUUACUUCUCACUAAUUACAAGUAAAUGUACCUAAAAGCUCGCAUUACCCAUAACGAAAACAUGAAAUUAAAGAAAACGAAGCAAACACACGAUUGCAAGCAUGAUGAUUACAAGAGAGAGAAAGAGAUUGAGUGAGGCAGGAAGUGAGCGGAGUGGGAAAGAGAGAUGUUGCAGAUUUAUCAAUGAAAGUGAAAAUGCAAAUGAAUUCGAUAAAAUUAUGUUUAUGGCGGUUUUGAUGGUAAAUAUGUAUGUAGGUUUUGUACAGCAACAACAAAAAUAUAAAAAAUAUAUACCGCUAAAUAAUUUUAUGUUAAUGAAAGUACCAAAAAAGAAAAAAUUAAAGCGAAAAUAUGAGCGCUAAAAGUCAGUAACAAUGAAAGCUUAGUUGUGGCCCUGUGAAAGCGCGCAGUUUUUAAAAGCUUAAGAAAAGCACAAUAAAUGACAGCGAAAAAAGCAACUGAAAGCAAGCCCCACAAAGCAAAAAACGAAAAUAAUAACCAAAUUACAACAGCAACAAUAGCCCGAACUAUGCAAAUCCCCAUAAUUUACCGUAAAGAACAGACUUUUAGAAACAUAAAAUCAAAACCAACAACACUACACGCAAACACUUUACAUAAAUGUAUGUGAAAAUGUAAUUUGUAAGUUCGAGAAUUUGUGGUCCCAGUUCUUCUUUGUUUAUAUAGUAUAUAUAUUUUUGUUUCGAAACGUUAUGUAAAAGCUUUAAGUCUGAAGUCUGUUAAGUAACAUCACUCGAUUUUAUGUAAAAAUAUGAUCUCGAUACUUUUUAGUAACAGGGUUGCCAAAUUGCGUUAAUGUUUAUACUAAUUGUCAAAUUUUGGGUGUAAAUUUUGUUGAAAAGCUGAAUUCGGUGUUUAACUAAUCUAUAUAUAGGAUAGGCAAUUCGUAAUUCGACCGCGGAAAAGUCUAAAAUCAUAAAAAAUAAAAUACUAACAGAGUUCCAAUCUCAGCAUCCUGAGAUAUUGUUGAAAAACACUUCAUAAAAAUGCUAAAAGUUUUUUGAAACCAGCUUUGAAGCUUGUGAAACGAGUCAGUAAUGACAGAUCGAUCGUAAAUCCUCAAUAUUAGACCCAAAAUUUGGAACGUUAGGGUUUAACCAAACUCUUUAAAGAAAAUUCCAAAAACGAUAUAAAUUUUUAAACUCAAGACAAAAGUUAUGCACUUUAGGUGGAUUUAUCAAGCAAAGGUCAAAACCUAGAGCUCGUGGCAAAGAUUUUUGUCUGUAGAGUUAUUGGAAGAAAGAAUAGUAUGUAUAUUAUAUACAGGUCAUGAACUCUUCCUUAUAAAUCCUCUAAAUCUAUUGGCCUCUCUACAUCUCCCCAUGCUUCUGAUGAAGUUGUACAUCCUCCGAGACGUUGUCAAGAAACUCUCGAACUAUUGCGAUUAUUUUCCUAUAUAGAGGCUUACAUUCGCAUAGAGGGCAUUUUAUAGUAUCCUUCUCUUCUACCUCCUGACAGCUUCUACAGUAGUCCUGCUAUGACAUCCCUAAUCUAUUGGCUGCCUAUUAGACAGUAACCUGUUAGCACUCUGCAAGUAGUCAGAGACAUAAAAAUUUCCGCUUUACGGGAAUCUAAUUGUAGUAUAGUGCCUAUCCUGAUCCGUUCAUCUGAUUCAAUGUUCCACGGGAUAUCACUAUGUGCUGGAGCCCAUUUCAAGUUCUUCUUACCAUAUAUACUUUUAUGUAUUUAAAUUAGAAUACUUUGGAAGAACUUCUGAAUGAAAUCCAAUGAUUACUAAAUUUUUAAAAUGUCGGAGGAAAUAAUGAACGAAAAAUUAAUAUCACUUAAAAUGAUGCAUAAAGGAGAGAUUUUUGAAUACUGUAGUAGAAAACCUCUUGAUAGACUUUUCUUUUUAUAUGUUCAGCGAGGCGGAAGAUGAGUAUAGAAAAUAGCAUCUUUAGCUCAACACUCAAUUUUGUAGGCGUUACUAUUGAUAGAAAGGUUUCAGAGAGACAUAUCAGCAAGCGACUUAGAAGGCAGGUCCUAAGCUUAAAUUUUAUGUAGAGAGGCGUGAAAAAUCGUUACAAUUGUGCAGUUGCCCAUACUAACUGCAAAACUAAAACAAAAAAACCAAAUUGUAAUAUAUACCCAGAUAUCUUAUAUGGGUACUACUUAGGCAUUGUAUUAGGCAUCCGCGAUUCGUCAGCGGUUACAUGGAUACCACAUAAAAGUGCUGUUACUGUUUGAUAUUUUAUUUGCAACAUUUUAUGGCAGUUACAUGCAGGUUCGAUACGCUACUCUCUAAUGUUUGGCGAAUCGAUGACAGCUUUAGUAGCAGAAUAUAGGCAGCUCUUGAAAGCAAGCGGCAAAAGAUUACGCGCUAAAUUAAUAAACAGAAGAAAAAAACAAGAGUUGGCUUAGUAUUUCCAACGCAUGGACCGAACGUUUGACAGCUCAAACGUUAGCAGCGCCCUUAAAUUGCUUCAGCAUAUUUGCAAUAAGUUCGGCACAAUCGCUUAGAAGAAUUAUAACAGUUUGAAAUUUUAGCUUUUGGCAACCUUGUUUGCGAUUUUUAAGAUUUCUUAAGCAAAUUAAAGGCAUUUUUGAAUGAAGAAAUUACAUUUUUUUCUUGGACUUAAAGAAAAGACAGUUGUUUUUGUGAAAUUAUAGCAUUUUAAAAUUUUGAUCUCGUUUAUAUUUAUAGGCUAUAAAAUAAGUUUUUACUGUUUUUCAAUGUUGUAAACCCUAAGUAAAGGCCGCAAAUGCAUUAAGUUCAGGAGAAAUUGUUGUAGAAAAGCAUUUUGUUCGCAUAAUUUAGUAAUUCCGAAGGCAGACAAACGAAAAACGAACAAUAAAUUUGUUAAAGAGCAAAAAACGACAGCACAACAACAAUAAACAACUCAUAACUAAUAACUUUACAACAAAAACAAAAGCAAAAACAAGAGACAGCGAAAACAAUAAACCUAAAACUUAACAGAGGAAACCGAAAAACAACAACGCAUAAAUUUAAAAAAGCAUAAACAAAAACAACAACAAAAACAAAUAAGCAGGCAAAACAGAACAUUGAAUAGAAAGGAGCAGUGCGCAUGCGCACACACGCUGCAUAUUAAAAUCAAAUCAAAUACAACAACUAAUGUAUAUUAAAAGCAAAAACAACAAAAAUAAAUAUAAUAACUACAACAACAAUAAAAAAAAACAUUAUACAUACAUACAUAGAAACAAUAAAAAUUUUGAAAUACAUUUUUGUAAUAGGUGAGAUAAAGUAUACAUAUGAAGAGGAGUAAAAAGAAGAAGAAGAGAAGCAGGAGAAGCUGGAAGCGGAGCACAAAGAGACGACGCAACAAGUAUUGGCGCAAGCGAGAGAGCAAGGAUCAAGCCAGCGCGUGCAAUUAUAAAGAAAAGGAAGAGCAACUGGAGCUGUAGGUGUGGGCACGAGGAGGAGAGAAAGAGCGCGAGAGAGAAUGAAAGACACAAUACAAGUUGGAGAGGCCCCGGUAAAAUGGUUUAAAAUAAAAAAUAUAUACAUACAUACAUACAAACAAAUAGAAGCAGAAGCGUACAUAUUUUUUCACCAUUUUAAAUUACAACAAAAAAAGCUACAACAACAAAAACAAUAUAUUGAGCAAACAAUAUUAAUUAUAAAUUAAGCAAAUUGAUGUAAAAACAGUGUGAAGACAGAAUUGGUAACAGGUAAUAAUUAAUUAAGCAGCAGAUAAAAUGGAGGAAAGUAAAAAUUCAAACAUAAAUAAAGCGGAAAUAGAAAGAAAGCAAACAAAAAAAAAACAAAAAAUAAGAGAAACAGUUAAUUAAAGGGGCGAGGGAGCGCAUUAAACAAUUAAGGCAGAAGGGGACACUUUAUAUUAGCAUAAAAGUAAAAAAGACAAAAAUAUAAAAACAACAAAAAAAACAAAAACAAUUUGUAAAUAUUGUAUUUGUGCUGUAAAAAAACUUAAUAGCGAUAAAAAUAGCAUACCGAAAAAUAUGCAAAAAUCGGAAGAAAACAACAAGCAAAACUAAAAGUAAGCAGUAAAAAACUAGAAAAAAUAAAAAUAAACACACAUACAAACAAACAAACAACUCAAGCUAAAAAAAUAACUGACGCAAAUAAUAAAUAAAACAAGAAAAAAAUACUUACAAAAAAAAUUUCAAAAUAAAAAUAAAAAAUACUACAACAAAAACUGCAGUUACAUAUACAGAAACAAAAAACCCUAAAACAACAAUAACAAUUUAGCAACAAAAACUCAAUGUAUUUUAAUAAAUGGCAUACAAAGCAUGAAUGGCAAUUGUCUUACAACGUCUCAUAGCGCAGUAAUAUGUAUGUAAAAUGAGUCAAAGCGGGAGAGAACAAGAGCGAAAAGCAAAAGUAAAAAACAAAAACAAAAAGCAAAGCAAACGAAAGCAGCGAAAUAAAUUAAAAAUAUUUAUAAAAACCAUAAAAGCAAACAGGUGAGCAAAAAAUAAUAAAAUAAUUCAUAGAAAAACAACAAUAAACAAAAAAUACAAAAAAAAAAUAAAAACAACAAUAAAGAAGCCCACAAGGACUUUGUACAAUUUUUUACAGUAAAUAACGCAGUAAACGAACCUAAGCAAAUUGCAGCCAGAAAUAGACUAGCAUCUCAAGACAGCGAAAACAGCCCACAUAAAAGUAAAAAUCACACAUACAUACACACACACGCAAUCAUAUAGGCAAACUGAUAUAGACCAACUACAAAUACAGAAAAUAAUUUUUUUCCAACAACAAAAGUCGCGAAAAAUAGCAUUAAAACUAUAUAUGAACAGCAAAAAAUCCUAUUAGUUUAGUAAAUAUGCAGGCAUUUAACAAUAACAAAAGUAAAAACUUAGCAGCAAACCAAAAAAAAUUCCAAAAUAUUAUACUGAAAACGCAAACCUAAUACUUAGCAUACAGUGAAACAGGUGAAUGCAACUCUGUUGUGCUAAUUAGCGCUAAUUAAAAUAAAUUAAACUAAAAUACUAAUUUUUUUGUUAUAAAAUCUAACAGUUAUCGAUAUCGUUUACGAAAAAGAUCAAUUAUCGAAAUCGAUAUUUUUUACGAAAAAGAUCAAUUAUCGAAAUCGAUAUUGUUUACGGAAAAGAUCAAUCAAAGAUAUAUUUCGAUUACAACACCAACAUUUUUAAUUUUCCUUUUUAAUGAAUUUAUUGUUUACAAAAUCGAUCAGUUAUCGAAACUAUUUCUUUACAAAAAUUACCAAUUAUCGAUAUCGAUAUACAAAAACAAUCAAUUAUCGAUAUUUAACCGAUGAAAACUUUUACAAAGCAUUGAAAAAUGAUUUUUUCCUUACCAGCGGAUGUAAUCGAUAUACGAGUAACAAAAUUUUUGCGCUUAAAAAUAUCAUCAAUAAUUUUAAAUUAAUAAGUUGAGAGUUCCAUUAUUAGGGGAUAUAAAACCACAAAACUUCAUUUUUGAAUUUUUUUAAAUUAUUAAAUAUCAAUAAUCUUAUUCUUCGAAAUUGAUAAUUUGUAACCCAUAUUUUUUCCACUGUCGUAAGAGUAACAAAAAUACUAUAUCGAUAAAAAAAAGGAUAAUGUACAUUUCGAUAGCAAUAAUUUAAAAUCGAUAUACAUUUUUUUAUCAUCUUGAGAAUUCAAUGAAAUAAAUAAUCGGUUUCUAAUGUCUAAAUGAUUGAAUAUCGAUAAUUCUACCUUUUUAAUAACUCAUAAUUCGUACUAAUGUCAUACGAAUGAAAAAAUUUGGUAUAUCGAUAAAAACCGAUAUCAAUAAUUUGUAAAUCAAAUUUCUUGCUAUUGUAGUAUGAAUUAAAAAUUUUAUCCAUCGAUAAAAAAGGAUAAUUUAUCGAUAUCGUUCGAUAAUUCUACCUUUCGCUAUCAGUAGUACAUAAUUCGUAAUUUUUACUAUUGUCUAUAUAUUUGAAUAUCGAUAAUCCUACUUUUCGCUUUCAAUAAUUAAUAUUUCUUACGAAUGUCGAAUAAUUAAAAAAUUUGUGGUUGGUAUAUCGAUAAAACCGAUAAUUUAUCGAUAUCUUUCGAAAUAAAUAAUCUGUAAACCAUAUUUCUUACUAAAGUCGAAUGAAUUAAAAAAAUUCGUCCUUCGAAAAUAAACCGACAAUUUAUCGAUAUCGAUAACAAUUUUUAUUGAUAUUUUUUCAAAUCAUCGCCGAAUUAAAAUAAAGUUUAGACCAAAGUAGUUUGCCUUUCUCAAGAAAUAAAAUAAAAAAAGUGUUCUAAUUAGAGUAACAGAGUUGUAUUUACUACAAAUGUGCUCCUACUAAAAUUUUUAACCGAAAUUAUCAAUGUCCUAUGAAAAAAAUAAAAGUAAAAUAGCAAUCAGUUACUUACAAAAUAAAAAAUAAAUAAAUUUAAUACACUGGAUAAUCGUUUACUCUUUAAGAUUUGAAUUGCUCGAACAAUAAACCAAAUUAUGUAUGUAUGUACUUAUAUUAAAUUAAGUAACUCUGAAAAUUAAAAAAAGAACAGCAUAAGCAAGUCUGGAAAGAUAUAGAAAUCAUUGUAUCAAACAAUAUAAAUUCAUGUUUUACAGCAACGAAUAACUGUUUGCAACUCAAAAAUACUAAGCUACAAAUAAAUAGAUUUUGGCGAGCAUUUUGUAAGUUGAAGAUUAGAAAUUUAAAAUUUAAUAAUUAUAUUUUUCAUAUCGAAAACUUUUAAUUACUUAAAAGCCAAAACGACAAUUUAAUUUUUUUUUAUAAAUUUUGCUUUUCGAUUAUUAUUGUAUUAAAUAUUGAUUCUUCCAAAGUUAUUACGGCAUUGUAGUUUGAUUUGCCACGCCCUCUUUCACGUUUUACUUGCAAAGCAUAAGAAUAGUAAUAGUCUAACGGCGUCAAAUCACACGACAGACCAAUUGACUGGAUCAUUUCGUGAGAUAACAAGCUCACCAAACUUGCUUUUCAAUACAUCGAUUGUGACAUUCGAUGUGUGGCUUGUGGUGUUGGCGUUGGAACCACAUAUUUUCCAAGUCCAUAUCAUCCAAUUCGGGCUAAAAACAUUCGGUUAUCAUUGAGCGGUAGCGAUCCACAUUCACAGUAACGUACCGGUCUUGAUCAUCACGGAAGAAGUACGGCCCAAUGUCGCUGCAGGCCAAUAAACGGUACCGAACCGUAAUUUUUUCGGAAUGCAUUGGCGACUCAUGGAGUACAUGUGAAUUGACCAAUGUAACGCAUAUUCUGCUUCUUGACGAAGCUAUUCAGCCAGAAAUGAGCCUCACCGCUAAAGAUGAUUUUUCGAUGAAUAUUCAAAUCAUUUUCAGAUUGUUGCUCAGUACAAUUCACGAACAUACGACGAUUCUGGUGGUCAAGCAGCUUCAGUUCUGGCGGCGAUUUGAUCAUAUAAGGCUGUAGACCAAGAUCUUUUUGCAAAAUUCCCCGCACCGACAUCACAGAGAUGCCCAACGCUUGAGCUUUCGCUCAAAGUUUAAGUAUUCGAGAAGCCUAUAUUUUGGUCACCGGCAAUUUUUGUAUCGAGUUUUUUCAGAAAAAAAUAUUUCUGUUAUUUAUAUAAAUUAUUUCAAGGACGCUCUUUGCAGCGAAGAGACUUUCUAUGCCUAAAUUCUGUGCCGAAAAAGUGUAUUUUAAUCACGUGAUCGUACAUUUCAAAUAAAUUGUGCAAUGCUCUCUGUUUUUACUGUAAUUUUUAUUAUCAUUUUUUUUAAAUAAAUUAAUUGAAAAAAAAAAAAUUUUUAACCAAUAAAUUGUGUAACUAGCAAUAAAAAAUGUGUCAAUGUUCAAAAAAAUAAAUAUUUAUUAUGUUUUAUAACUGUUUAUGCAACAAAAAAGCAGCAGAAAAUCAAUAAUUUCAUAUAAAACAAAAAUAUAUGUAUGCAAGCGUCUAUUUAUGUAAAAAAAAUAAUUUCGAAAAAAUGGAAAAAAUAAAUAUGAUAUGAUAUGAUCACUGAUUUAUUACAACAUUGCUGGAAUAUAGCAAAAUAAAACGCUAAAUUAUUAUGUUUACGAAUAUUAAGACAAAAAGAAUUUACAACUACCGCUACUAAUACAUACAAAGCUCAACCACCCCACCCCGUAACCCGCUUAAAAAAAAUAAAAAUAAAUUUUAAAUGGUAAAAAUUACAACAACAAACAUACACCUUAACCAAGAAAUGCAUCUGAAUUUAUACAAACAUACAUACACAUACAUACAUACAAACAACGUAUCAACAGAGGUAAAAAAAAAAAACAAAAACAAAUGAAGCGAGCCCCAAAACUGUGGAAAAAUAUAAAUUUAUGCAAGAAAACAGCAAAUUUUACGGUAACAGCGAAAAGUAAGCGUACAUACACACACAUACGUAUGUACAUAUGUAAAAUAUGUACGAGUAUGUAUGUAUGCGCACAGCCGUAAGUGGUCAUCGGUGUACAGCGACGACAGUGACGCACGAAGGUCAGCAGACAUGUUGAUUCAUGAAAUAAAUUUAAAAAAAUUACAAAAUAAAUAAAAAAAAAAACAUAAAAAUACUAAAAAAUAUGCAAAUUCAUGUAUAUAUAUACAUACAUACAAACAUAGAGACGACGUGCGCGUGACCAGCGUGUGAGAGAAUUUUUAAUUUACUUAGGUAUUUGAACAUUGAAUAUCAUUGACUGAGAAAAUACGUAUAGUUCGUAAGCAUAACAAGUACUUAUACAUACAUAGAAAAAACAAAAACAAAAACAUUAUUAUUAUGACUAUAAGUAUAUAUAUAUAAAUAUGUAUGAAGCAACACAAAUUUCAAUAAAGUCAAGAUACAAAGCAAAAACAAAAACAAAGGCAUAAAAUAACUUCAUAACCAAAAGUAAAUGCUGAAAACGGUAAAAAAUACAACAAAAACAAAUAAUUAAAUGGGAGCGUGGAAAAUGAAGAAAAUUAAACAAAAACAAUUUGCAUAAGUGUAAAAUCGUAAAUUAUUCAUAAGACAAAAUGUAAGAGAGAACUGCAGUAAAAACCAAUUUACGAACGUAGGCAGAUAAGUAAUGAAUAAUGUAAACACAAACGAAACACAUUCUCAUCUAAAUAUUGUACAUAUAAAUAAGUACAAGUGCAAGAAGAUUAAAUAAAACAAAAUAAAUGAAAGUAAAUAAAGACAAAAUUAAAGGAUGCUCUGCAAUAGCAAUAA